Messenger RNA from Frankliniella occidentalis (western flower thrips), 1535 nucleotides. RefSeq lists its product as uncharacterized. NCBI's taxonomy places the organism in Eukaryota, Metazoa, Arthropoda, Insecta, Thysanoptera, Thripidae. The transcript has 3 exons. Bases 630 to 1334 code for a protein of 234 amino acids. The record is from RefSeq and is a predicted model, not a curated record.
GAGAACAGUUUUCCGGUUUGCUUGCAGGCCUCGUUAAAAGUCUCGUGAGUGCACCCUCCACGCAACGCAGGAUAUCGGUGAAGGAUGCCUUCCACAUCGACAAAUUUGGCUCGUCGGACGUCUUCCUGCGGGCAGUUCCACCCCCUGUCGUGGCCGCGUCCCCGGAUGAGGCACCGUUACAGGAGCCCGCCUGGUCGCCUCCCUCGGGUGUCACCGCCACCUCUACGCCCCCCUGUACCACCAGCAGCAGCAGCACUGCCGUCGUCGUGGGGUGGUGCGUGAAGGGUGGCUGCGACCAGCGCUUCGCGUCGUGGGAGGCACACUUUCACCACCACACAGUGGCGCACGUCAAGGCGCACCACUUCGUAUGCCCGCGCUGCGCGGCCAACAUACGGGACUCAGACCGCGAGGCCCAUCUGAGGAACCACGCUAGAAGUGCAUACUUCUGCAGCAUCUGUCCGGCUUCGUGCGUAAGCCCGUUGUCACUUCAAAACCACUUGGUCCACUUUCAUCGACGCAUUGGCGCUGGUGCUGCGUACGAUAUUCACGAGACCCCCACGAGGAGGCGGUCGCAGCCUGCGCGCCUGGGAGGCCUGUCGUCCCGUGCGCCCUGGCUUCGGCAGACCAAGAUGAAGAGCUCCAAAAGACCCGGAACGAGCGUGCAGGCUUGCGGACUCGACAUCCCUAGGGUCCCGCGAAGGGGGCAGCCUCACGGCUUACCCUCUGACGGAACUCCGACUUCCAGCCUCUCGGGGAUGACGGCACCAAGUUCGCAUCGCCCGGGCUUGACGGACUUAAAUCGCGUCUCGUCGAUUUCUGAGCAAGAUUCUAGUCUGGCCACCCAGGGAGACUCGCCUUCUGUACAUCAGGACUGUCAGGGGUCUGCAGUAAUAAGGACGCUGCACGUCAGUGCUAGUGGCUGCCAUUCUGCAAGUGAUGGCACUGCUAGAAGAAACGUUUCUGCCGAUCUACCCUCAACAGGACGUGGUCCUGUUGCCGAUGAUCCACCAGCUUGCAGCCCCAAACGCGCAGGAGCAGCGUAUGCGCCCCAAAAGGAAGGCUCUAUUGUUGGGUGGUGCAGCAAUGCCAGCUGCAGUGAGUCAUUCACCUCCUGGGAGGACUUCGUCGAGCACUACCGAGCGGCUCACCACGUCGCAAGACCCGGUUCCAUUCUCUGCCCACUUUGCCUGGCAAAUCCGAUGUGUCCAGCUAUACAUGUGGAGAUGCACAGCGGAGUGGCAAACAAGUACAACUGCAGGAGCUGUUCUGCAAAGCUUCUUGGAACCCUUAAGCUAAAGUUGCACAUGUACGACUUUCACCGCGUAAGCGAGUAGGAUAGUGGUCAAAAUUUAUUCGCGAUCGUCGGUUACAGUGACAAGGCCAAGUUAAGUGAUUGGUAGAUAAAACAGACGAAAAGAGCAGCCACCCGACAAAACUAUAUUACUGUAUUAUCAAAAUGGUGCUACAAUGUAAAUGUGUCCUGCCAACAAGUUUAUUGUGCUAUUGUGAUAUUAAAAAAUGUGGGAAACGUUCAA